AUGCAAGGGCCCAUCGAACGGGAGAGAGAUCAACCUAACAAAGGGCGCCUUCAACGCCUCGCGGCCCUCGACGCCAAGCACGACGGCCUGCUCUGCUACACCGAAAUGGCCGGGGAGCUCAUGAGCCUCGGUGUCCUUGAGAAGCACUUCGGUGUGGACGAGGCCGGCGGCGUUGGUCCUGACGAGCUCGCGAAGCUCUACCGCGGCCUGUUCGCACGCUUCGACCACGACGGCAACGGCACAGUGGACCGCGAGGAGUUCCGGGCGGAGAUGAAGGAGGUCAUGCUCGCCGUGGCCAACGGGCUCGAGUUCCUGCCGGUGCAGAUGGUCGUGGAGGAAGGGAGCUUUCUCAAGGUGGCGGUGGACAGGGAGCUGGCCAGAGCUACGUGA
Messenger RNA from Triticum aestivum (bread wheat), 390 nucleotides. RefSeq lists its product as uncharacterized. Gene Ontology annotation, molecular function: calcium ion binding. The record is from RefSeq and is a predicted model, not a curated record. NCBI's taxonomy places the organism in Eukaryota, Viridiplantae, Streptophyta, Magnoliopsida, Poales, Poaceae. The coding region runs from base 1 to 390 and encodes 129 amino acids. The transcript has a single exon.